Molecule: messenger RNA, 4890 nt
Organism: Aspergillus welwitschiae
Lineage: Eukaryota; Fungi; Ascomycota; Eurotiomycetes; Eurotiales; Aspergillaceae
Product: putative nuclear migration protein (ApsA)
Exons: 3
Coding region: 1-4890 (1629 amino acids)
Biological process (GO): dynein-driven meiotic oscillatory nuclear movement; microtubule cytoskeleton organization; establishment of mitochondrion localization
Cellular component (GO): cell cortex; mitochondrion
Molecular function (GO): tubulin binding; phospholipid binding
Source: RefSeq, a predicted model, not a curated record
AUGUCGACAAUCGAAGACCCUUUCGUUUCCGCCUCCCAGGAGGGCGCCGUUCCUCGCGAGUCGCACCGGUACUCGUCCUUUGACACCCAGCUAUACAGUCUAGAUGCAUCCUCCCCGGCGCAGGCAAAACGAGCCCUCGAGGCGCAUCUGGCGGAGACAGAGCGUCGGCUCGAGGAGGCGAGCAAGCUCGGUACUGCUCUCAUUGAGCAGCAGAAGGAGCUCGAGGAGAAGUUGAAGGAAGUCGAACAGCAGCAGGAGGCGGGCCAGAUUGGGCCCGAUCUUCGUCAAAAGCUCGCGGACUUGGAGAAAGAGUACAAUGAAAUCGGCCGGGAAACUGCGCGGGCAUUCCUUGCUCCAAAACGCAUGGCGGGUGGCGAGGAUAGCCACUUGGGUACCCCGUACGAGCAAAAGUCACCAAUCAGUCCCGCCCUGUUCGCUGGGCAAGCAACAAAUUCUCCAAGUAAAGUGAGCGUACCGUCUCGCAAACAGCGAAACCAAUCUUCGACCCGCGUCCAUGACAUCGAGUUCGCGACCGAGAUUUCGACCUCCCUCCUGGCUCAAGUUCGCCAGUUACAAGCGUUGCUUGCUGAGCGCGAGGAGGCUUUGAAGAUCCUCAACCUGGAAAAGUCAAGGCUUGAGUUGGAGGCAGAGGGUUACACCCAGCGUAUCCGUGCACUGGACGAGAGCGAAGAGCGCUACAAGGACGAGAACUGGGCGUUGGAGACAAAAACCCAUGAGUUGAUGGCGGCAGUUAAGGAGGCAGCCGAUCGAGAGAGUAGACUCAACAGCAACCUGGGCCUACUAGCCUCCGAGAAGGGCUCCGUCGAACGAGAGCUUGAGGACUUGAAGCAAGUCAAUGCGAAAUUGAUCGAGGAUCAUACGGCUGCGCAAAAAGCCAACGAUUCCGAGAUACAUCUCCUGCGAAGGAACCUCAACGCUGGAGAUGCCGAGAAGCUUGCUCUUCAGAAGAAAGUCGAGGAGCUGAAUUUGCAGAACGAAGAACUCGCGAGAGCCGUGGCAAUGCGCAUUCGUCAACACGAAGCAGAAUCCACUCGCGAGGUUUCCCGUGGCCAUGAAUCGGAUGAUCAAGACCAAUCCACGCCGGAGAACUCCCCUCCCCCGUCGCCCAACAAGUUCACUCCUCGACACAACCAUCUGGAAACCGAGACGUUGCGGAGUUCACUGGGUCAUGCCCAUCGGAUGAUCCAGAAUCUCAAAAGCACUAUCCAUCGCGAGAAGACCGAAAAGAUUGAUCUCAAGCGUAUGCUGCAAGAAGCUCGUGACGAGAUAGAACAGCGUCGUCGCGAAGCUGCUGCCCCAACUAAUCCGUCAAGCAAGCGCCAGAAGACCAAGGCUGAGGCCGCCAGAAAAGCUCCUCGGCCCGAUUUGUUGGGUGCUGGACGGAAGAGGGCAGAAAUCGAGAUCCAGGAUUCGGACUGGGAAGACAAUGCUACCGAAGCCAGCCCGUCUCACAAGCCUUCCAUGAAGUUGCACCAAGGUCGUGUAGGAGGACAAUCGUCUGACGAACCUAGCGAUGCGUACCAGACUGCUACCGAGGCUGACGACACUUUUGAGACGGCCAACGAACGAGAAACCGCGACCGAAAGCGAAGCUUUCCAGACCGGAAUUGAAAGCAUGGCUGACGAUAGCACUGAUACCGAUGAGCUCACGGAAACCGAGGAGCGGCUGCAACGGACACCGCGCGGACGUGUGUCAUCCUUGACACUGACGAAGGCCCGCGAUAGGACCUCCUACCAGAGUACUGCGUCUACCUCAGGCGAUGAAGACGAGGAUUACGACGAUGGCUUCCCGUCGCCUAGCCAAAUGUCCUCGCCUAGAUAUCGGCUCAGGAAGAAGAGGAGCGUCAUGAGAAAGAUUCGUCCUUCAGGAGAAGCCCCGAUGGCUUCCAAUAGCCGACCAUCAAGUGCGCGAGAGUCCCCUGCGACGAGCUUCACCCAAGGCUUGCCAUCCUCUGAAGGUCAGAGUCUGUUUAUGGAGCUUGCGGAACUAGACGGAGAGGAAGAUGAGGGUGCCUUUGGCCCCUCUAUGCGAUUCGCUACUGGCUCGCAGGCCUCCACCCCGCGCAUGCUUCCUACCCCCGACUCUAGACGACCCUCGGAGGCUAUACUCGACGCGGUCCCCAAGCCUGUGAUGGUUGAUUCUGGCGUGAUGACUGACCCUUGGGUCCCCACAACUGUAGCAACAACUAGCCUCCAGGAUACGAACGAUGAGGCAGCUCGUGGUUUGCCUACAACACCCACGAAGACAGUCAUGUCUGAUGCCAGCACCGCAACCGAGGUAGAGGUACCGCCGCAAUUGGCACACGCGGGGACACAAUGGACUCCCAUCGAGACGGAAGUGAUGGAGGAACAGACAGUUGUAAACGCUGAAGGUGUCAGACCGAACGGCCAUCCAAUGCCUGUUAUGGAAACGGAUGUUUCGGCAGUUUCUUUCCAAGAGACUGUUCCUGUGGCACCAAGGUUACCCGAAUUCAGCACCUCAUAUGCUGUUGGGGUUACUACCGAGCCCGUUGCGUUUGCUGUUCCCGAACCGCCGGAAGUUACACUGUCAUCUAUUUGCUCAGAGUUGACUGAACCCGCUGAUGCAAAACUUCCUGAGCCCGAGCCUGUAUACGUGGCUGAUAUGACCGUCUCAGCGAUUGAGUUCCAGUCUACACUGCCCGUCGCGCCAGCUCUUCCAGAGCCAGCGGCGCCAGUUCUGUUGUCCGAGCACGGCACCAAUACCGAGAUGCCCGAGGUGUCUGUGUCAUCUAUACUGUCGCAGCACACGGAACCUGUUGAAGCCCUUCUGGAGCCCGAGGCGCCAAUCCCCGAAGCCGCGGUAGCAUACGUGGAGCAAGCAGAAUGCCCGGAGAUUGCGCUAUCUUCCAUUGUUGCUCAGCAGACACAGCCGGCAGCGGCUAUUCCAGAACCGAGGGAAAUCACCCCUGUAGUCGCCGUGGAGGAGCAAAUGGUACCCAAGGUUGAGCUUGUGGUUUCUUCUAUUUCUUCUCAACAGACAGAGCCUGUUGAUGCCGUUGCACCCCAGCCAGCGCUCCCUAGCCUUGCCAUCUCUUCUACGGCCUUCCAAUGCACCGAGCCUAUUCCAGCACAGGUGCCUGAACUGCCAGUCCCUCUGGUGUCACAGGUGUCACUGUCCAGUGUCAGCUCCGUGGAAACCCUGCCCGUCAAAUCCACUCCCCCGCCACCUGCAAUUCCCGUGCUCAACUUCCCCGACGAGAAUGUGGCUCCCGAGUCCAACGAAAAGGCGCUUAAUAGCAGCUCAAUAAUGGAACCGCCUUCGCUCGUGGUUUCAGAAGAUACUAUCGACGAUAGUACAGUCAACAGUGCUGCCAACAUCAAGUUGGAUGACUCGCUCCCCUUGAGUGCCAUUUCCGGGAACGCUGUCCCACGUCACGCCCGGAAGCAUUCGUCCUCCAGCCGAGCAGACCAGGGUGCCCAGACGAUUCUGUCGUCGAAGCAAAUCGAUCAGAUUCUGAUGGAUCGUAUUGUCGCGCGGCCAUUGUCUCCUCCAGACAGCGACAAGGCCAAGGAACAGAACUCCUCUCCCUUUGCCACUCCGAAGGCAAGGACUCGCCCGACUCACCAACCCUCCGCAACGUCUCUCCCGUCCCACAAGAGGCCUGGAAGUGCCGUUAGCCAGACUUCUAGUAUCCAGAGCCAUCCUCCUUUGCCCAUGGAUCAUAGGGAAGCCAUCAUGGCAGCCGAGAAGAGAUCGUUGGAUCAACGCCCCUCUUCUCCAAGCUUGAUGGGCCCGCCUCUUGCCCCGGCGUCUGCCUACAGGACGAACGUAGCUCAGCGUCCACGGACUCCCAAUGACUCCAACCUUCAGGUUGGAACCGCAACAACAACGUCACGGAUGAAGAUGAGGCGCGAGAGCCAUGUGUCGCGGAGAUCGUCAGUGUCAUCCUUCGCUUCUGAGAUUGAAGAACGGUUCAACGGGCAUCCGAACCCAGCUCUUGGCCCUCAAGGUUAUGCUGCUGGUACAGAUCCACGAAUGAUUCAGGCAAUCACACAGACUAUGAUUGGAGAGUUCUUGUGGAAAUACACCCGCAAGACCGUGUCCGGGGAAAUCUCCAACUCGAGGCAUCGUCGGUACUUCUGGCUCCACCCGUACACCCGUACGUUGUACUGGAGCGAGCAAGAUCCGCAAAGUGCUGGCAAGAGCGAGCUCCGCACAAAGAGUGUUCUGAUUGAGGCUGUCAGAGUUGUUCCAGAUGACAAUCCUUACCCCCCCGGCCUUCACUGCAAGAGUCUUGAAGUAGUUAGCCCGGGCCGCCGAAUCAGGUUCACUGCGACUACUAGUCAGAGACACGAGACUUGGUUCAAUGCUCUCUCAUAUCUGUUGUUGCGCAACUCGACGGAAAACGGUGAGGAGCAAGAGGGUGAUGCUUCGUUGGAAGACAUCGAUGAGUUUAACCCCGGAUUCCGCUCACGGUCGCGUCAGACCUCCCGGCUGUCAUUCUCGUCUUCUCGGAGUCGUACCAGCCGGAAUUGGCCUAAGCAACGUGCAGGGUCCAUCCUGUCAACUCGUCGGGCGGCUACCCCUGGUCGUAGUUCCCCGGCAUUGAGUACGCCGUCUCAUUACUCGGACCAGAGACACGGCUCUUCCUCCCGUCUUAGUACAAUUCUGAACACCACAAUCAAGGGUUCUUUCGGUCGAAAGGGUCCUAACUAUGCUACCUCGAGCAUGCAUGAAGGAAGCCUUCAUACACAUGAUAGCGAGGAGGAUCUGCGGCAGAUGAUGGAAAGGCAGGAUGAUCGGCUUGAGAAUGUGCGAGCCUGCUGCGACGGCAAACAUGAUGUCGGCGCGCUGUCGAGGACCAGCAAAUACAGCCCCCGUGUCAACCGAAUUCACUCCCAUCAUUGA